AUGCAAAAUCAACAACAGGAUGAUAAAAUGGAGCUGUCAUCAUCGCAGCAAGUAGAAUUUAUUGAUAAAUUUAUGGGCAGUCCUGUGCUCUCUAUUAUAGAGGAUCUAUACAAUAUCGCACAAGCUUUUAUUUCGGAUGGCUAUGACCACUUUCAACAAACACUUUUAAAUCAUAUAAUAUCAUCAAAUCCUAAUAUGACAAAAGAUGAGGCAAAGGAAAUUGAUAGAAUGUUAGAUGAUGCUGUGGAACGAAUGUUCAAUAUGAGUAUUCAAUCCCUAAAUUCACAAUUUGACAUUUUUGAACAAUUUGUAAAAACGUAUUGCUUUAACGAACCACAAAUUCCAACCGAAUGCCAGGAAUCUUUUUGUAAAUUAGUAAACCAAGAUAUUAUGGAACUCAAUAAUGAGGCUUCCAACACAGUGGAAGAUGAGGACAUUUUGAAGUUAAUUUCCGAAAUUAAUCAAAUUCAAGAACAAACAAACAGUUCUUAUUCUGAAUUGUGUCAAGGUAUCACACAAAGUAGACAGUUAUUACUGCAACGACAAGAAAUUGACAAACACCUUCUCUAUUAUCAUGAAAACGUACAAAAGAUUGAUUUCAUUCAUGAAAAGCUUAGACAUUUUUCAAUUGAUUUGGAAGAGACAAUCAAGUCAUUAAUUGAACAAGGUAAAAAACUGCACGAACAAUACGUGAAUACCAAGCAAGUUUAUGAACAAUUCUUUGGACUUCCAGCUAGAGAAGCUGAUGCAAAAGAAAGCUAUUUCCUGAGGAAAUAA
Molecule: messenger RNA, 777 nt
Organism: Naegleria gruberi
Lineage: Eukaryota; Heterolobosea; Eutetramitea; Acrasida; Naegleriidae
Exons: 1
Coding region: 1-777 (258 amino acids)
Biological process (GO): mitotic cell cycle
Cellular component (GO): chromosome, centromeric region; nucleus
Source: RefSeq, a predicted model, not a curated record